AUGGUUGAUUGGAACUAUGAUUGGCCUUUGGUAUCUACGUUGGUAGAGAGAUGGCAGUCAGAGUCUCAUCAUAUCUUUCACAUGUCAUGUGGGAAGAUGAUGAUGAUUAUUCUAAACGACGUGGCAUAUCAAAUGGGUCUGAAUAUUGAUGAAGACCCAAUUAGUGGAUGCAUUGAUCUUAGGGGCAUGCUAUUUCCAGAUGCAUCUGACUCCCGCCUGCACAUGAGGUGGUUACCUCUGUUGGAGGACCUGGACUGCUAUGGCCAAUUGUCCUGGGAUUCAGCCAAUCUUGCGCAAUUGUACCACCAGAGAUGUCGUGCUACAGACUAUAGGCAACCAAAUUUGGGCAGAUGCAAAUGGUUGCUUCAAUCAUGGGCAUAUAUAUCAUCGCAUCCCGAGCUGCCGGCCUUCUGA
Messenger RNA from Arachis ipaensis, 414 nucleotides. Lineage: Eukaryota; Viridiplantae; Streptophyta; Magnoliopsida; Fabales; Fabaceae. The record is from RefSeq and is a predicted model, not a curated record.